AUGAGUCAGCAGCGGCCAGCGAGGAAAUUGCCCAGCCUCCUCGUGGACCCGGCGGAGGAGACCAUUCGCCGCCGGUGUCGAGACCCCAUCAACGUGGAGGGCCUGCUGCCGUCAAAAAUAAGGAUUAAUUUAGAAGACAACGUACAAUAUGUGUCUAUGAGAAAAGCUUUAAAAGUGAAGAGACCUCGUUUUGAUGUAUCACUGGUUUAUUUAACUCGAAAAUUUAUGGAUCUUGUUAGAUCUGCUCCUGGGGGUAUUCUUGACUUAAACAAGGUUGCAACAAAACUGGGAGUACGAAAACGGAGAGUCUAUGACAUCACCAAUGUCUUAGAUGGAAUCGACUUAGUUGAAAAAAAAUCUAAGAACCAUAUACGGUGGAUAGGAUCUGACCUUAGUGAUUUUGGAGCAAUACCCCAGCAAAAGAAACUACAGGAGGAACUUUCUGACUUAUCAGCAAUGGAAGAUGCUUUGGAUGAAUUAAUUAAAGAUUGUGCUCAACAGUUGUUUGAAUUAACAGAUGACAAAGAAAAUGAAAGACUAGCAUAUGUUACCUAUCAAGAUAUUCAUAGCCUUCAAGCCUUCCAUGAGCAGAUCGUUAUUGCAGUUAAAGCUCCAGCAGAAACCAGAUUGGAUGUUCCAGCUCCCAGAGAAGACUCCAUCACAGUACAUAUCAGGAGCACCAAAGGGCCUAUUGAUGUUUAUUUAUGUGAAGUAGAACAGGAGAAUAUGAGUAACAAAGUAACUGAAGAUGUAGGCACCUCUUCAUCUGAAAGCAAGCCUGUAGAACACCCUAAGGAAGAAAAAAAUCCUCCUCAGCAAAGUGAAGAAUUGCUUGAAGUGAGCAACUAACUACCUACCUAUAGCAUUUGAGAAUUCAUGUAUUAAGUUCUUUUGGAACAUCCUGCAUGGAUGAAUUA
Messenger RNA from Chrysochloris asiatica (Cape golden mole), 917 nucleotides. It is a transcript of the gene E2F6, whose product is annotated as E2F transcription factor 6. The transcript is spliced from 7 exons. The record is from RefSeq and is a predicted model, not a curated record. Gene Ontology annotation, biological process: regulation of transcription by RNA polymerase II. Bases 1 to 849 code for a protein of 282 amino acids. Gene Ontology annotation, cellular component: RNA polymerase II transcription regulator complex. Gene Ontology annotation, molecular function: DNA-binding transcription factor activity, RNA polymerase II-specific; RNA polymerase II cis-regulatory region sequence-specific DNA binding; protein dimerization activity. NCBI's taxonomy places the organism in Eukaryota, Metazoa, Chordata, Mammalia, Afrosoricida, Chrysochloridae.